CAGAGUGCUCCAAUAUGGCGGCCCCCGUGGAUCUGGAGUUGAAGAAGGCCUUCACAGAGCUUCAAGCCAAAGUCAUUGACACUCAGCAGAAGGUGAAGCUUGCAGACAUACAGAUAGAACAGCUAAACAGAGCGAAAAAGCAGGCGCACCUCACAGACACAGAGAUCAUGACGCUGGUGGAUGAGACUAACAUGUAUGAAGGCGUCGGGAGAAUGUUUAUUCUACAAUCCAAGGAAGUAAUUCACAACCAGCUGUUAGAAAAACAGAAAGUAGCAGAAGAAAAAAUUAAAGAACUGGAGCAGAAAAAGUCCUACCUGGAGCGGAGUGUUAAGGAAGCCGAGGACAACAUCCCAGAGAUGCUGAUGGCAAGGAGGGCACAGUAGGAGCUGCUGGCAGUGUCCUCUCCUCCUGACCCCUGCUAGCCUGUCAAGGCAGGGG
This is a messenger RNA of Arvicola amphibius (Eurasian water vole), 438 nucleotides long. RefSeq names its product prefoldin subunit 1-like. Bases 15 to 383 code for a protein of 122 amino acids. Gene Ontology annotation, cellular component: cytoplasm; prefoldin complex. NCBI's taxonomy places the organism in Eukaryota, Metazoa, Chordata, Mammalia, Rodentia, Cricetidae. The record is from RefSeq and is a predicted model, not a curated record. Gene Ontology annotation, molecular function: protein folding chaperone. Gene Ontology annotation, biological process: protein folding. The transcript has a single exon.